UUUUAGUCCCCUCAGUUCACAAAGUCACAAGUCAAGUUAGGGUUUAUAUACUUACUAAUAAUAUUCAAACCCUAAACCCCAAUCUUCUUAGCUGCUGCUGCCUCCUCUUCUCUUCACAAUAACAAUCCCUAGAGAAAGAAGUCUACGGUUUGGAAAUAUCCUUUGGUUGAGAAAUUGGUAGAUUGUAGAGGGGCUUGUUGCGGUAACUGGUGUAGAAAGUCAUUUGUACUUCAGCUGCUCGGAGUUAUCAGAAAAUAGUUAUCCAAAAAGACACAUUAUUAUGGGUGUCUUUUCAGUUGGCCGUCAUGGUAACGAGGAAAUAAAUCAGAUUACCCCAUAUACGCCUUUGAAGACAGAUAGUAGUGCAGUUGGUACCGUACCUCCCAGAAAACGGUACAGAAGCAUCCCAGGGGCAUCAAUUCCUUUUGACCAGGACACUUCCAGCCACUCAAUAGCCAAGAUGAUCAUCUUGCACGACUAUCCUCUUAAUAUCACAGAACAUCAGGGAUUUCUUAAUUUUGUACGGUUUCUUCAUCCACAGGUCCAUACAGAUGUCAAAAGUGUCCAAGAGGAAUGUAUCAACAUUUACCGUAGGGAGAAGCAGGAUCUUGUGAAUUAUCUUGGUCAAAUCUCCGGACAUGUUAAUCUAACUCUGGAUUUGUGGGGAUCAGAUCAAGGCCUGUGCUAUUUACUAUUAACAGGCUAUUUUGUUGACAGUGCUUGGAAACUGCAAAAGCGGAUCCUCAAUGUUGUUAUGCUACCAUUCCCUGAUACAGAAUUUGCUUUGAGUCAUGCAGUUGAUAAUUGCUUAGCCAACUGGGGAUUGGAACAGAAGAUUUUUACUUUAACUCUUGAUGAAUCUUGUGCAAAUGAGGCUGCACCAAGAUAUCUUAGAGGUCUACUCUCAGUUAUGAACCCACAAGUUCUUUAUGGUCAGUUAGUACUUGGGAACUGUUACGCUCGAUUAUUGUGCAGUCUUGUGAAGAAUGCUUUAGUAUCAAUGGGAGAUAUCAUCAAGAAAGUUCGUGACAGUGUGAAAUAUGUAAAAGCAUAUAAAGGCAACGAAGAUUAUUUUAAUGAACUGAAGCAGAAGCUUCAAAAACCUAGCUCAAAUAGCUUGGCUAUUGAUGAUCAAACAAAGUGGAAUACUACUUACCACAUGCUAGUGGCUGCCUCUGAACUAAAAGAAGUAUUUUCUUGUUUGGAUACAUCUGAUCCAAAUUAUAGCAUUUUUCUAUCUGAAGAAGAGUGGCGAAGGGUGGAAAUUCUCUGUGUAUACUUAAAGCUCUUCUUUGAUGCAGCAAACUUAUUAGUUGCUCCAACACACCAAACCACCAAUUUAUUCUACCAUGAAGUGUCAAACAUCCAAAUUCAAUUGGCUCAUGCAGCCAUGAGCCAGGAUACUUUUACUAGAAAUCUGACUAAACCAUUGCAGGAAAAGUUUAAUGAAUAUUGGAAUUCUUGCAGCCUAAUUCUUGCUGUUGCUGUGAUUCUGGAUCCAAGAUUUAAGAUGAAACUUGUUGAGUUCAGCUUUUCUAAGAUAUAUGGCAUGGAUGCUGAAACCUGGAUUAAGGUUGUUGAUGAGGGUGUUCAUGAACUCUUUGUUGAAUAUAUUGUGUUAUCGCUGCCUUCACCAACUUUUCUUGUAGAAGACAACGGAGGAGUGAAAAAAGAGACGAGUCCCGAAGAUGAGAAUUCUGCUGGUGGUGAUGAUUUUUUGGACUUUGAUGUCUACAUAUCUGAGAUAGCAGGAAGCCAACAUAUGAAAUCAGAGUUAGACCGGUAUUUGGAAGAACCUCUUUUGCCUAGAACACAAAAAUUUGAUGUUUUAAGUUGGUGGAAACUAGAAGCACAGAAGUAUCCAACUCUCUCUAGAAUGGCAUGCGAUAUAUUGUGCAUCCCAGUUUCGACAGUAGCUCCAGAGUCUGUGUUCGACACUGUACCUAAGAAAAUGGAUAGCUACCGAAGCUCACUAAAACCCUCAACUGUCGAGGCACUUAUUUGUGCCAAAGAUUGGCUUCAGUAUGGAUCCUCAUCAGUUUAGCCCCAACUUUCAAAUGUAAUUUCAGCCCUAUAAGAAUAUUAUUGCUAUCAUGAAGAUAUGAAAGUUACACAACCUCUUGGCGAUUGGCACCAUCAUGGCUUUUCUUCGACAUGAGCUAUUUUUUGUAAAAUCAUUUCACAUACGAAGGCUUCUAGUGGAUCGAUGACAUCAGCCUUUAAUUGCUAUUGGUUGGAGAAAGUACAAGCGUAUAGGAAUCUCAUGGCAAACAAAGAAAUUCAGAAUACCCCAGUUGCAGGUCAACAGAGUUGAAUGGUAUUAUCCAUAUAUUCUUUUGGCUGCGGACUACUUGCAUACUCGAAGAAUAUGAAGAGAAUUCAACACUCAGGUUUUACACAGUUUACAUCCAAUACUUCUGGGUUCAUUGUCUAGUUAGUUCAUGACCUUUUUUCUGUGUAUAUGAUGGUGACCGUGGUGAUAAAAAUGCAGUCCCAUAUGCUUCACGUACUAAUAUUGCAGCUUCGUUUGUACUAUCAUGACUAAUGUAAAACACAAUGUCCACUUUACAGUCUCA
Daucus carota subsp. sativus is the source of this 2576-nucleotide messenger RNA. Its product is annotated as zinc finger BED domain-containing protein DAYSLEEPER-like. Gene Ontology annotation, molecular function: DNA binding; protein dimerization activity. Bases 281 to 2044 code for a protein of 587 amino acids. The record is from RefSeq and is a predicted model, not a curated record. Lineage: Eukaryota; Viridiplantae; Streptophyta; Magnoliopsida; Apiales; Apiaceae. The transcript has 2 exons.